CGACUAUAUAGUCUCAACGUGAUCCGUCUGGUUGCAUACUUAUACACACCACCGGAUAGAACAAGCUCCUGUCACGUGGCUUUUUACAAGACUUCAGAGGAUCGUGAUUCGAGUAUCGUUUUUUCGAGGAUCGUAUCGGGGCCAUCUGUCAUCUCGACUGACCAAGGAUAUCGAAUUUUUGGUAGUGCGUGGACAUCAUGAAAAUUCUCAUACUUUUGUUUGGAUUCACGGCGAUGGCAUACGCACAAGUCAAUAGAUACGUGUACAAUCCUGAUUAUUAUGGCCGACGUUUCGCCAUAUUGCGACAAUCGCAAGACUCUUCUCCGGAUGGAUCGUACUCCUACAGUUACGAUACGGAAAACGGCAUAUCAGUGGCGGAACAAGGCUCACCGAAAUAUGCCGGCCCAAACCAAAUCGAAGCUGUACGGGGACAAUUUAGUUACACUGCCCCGGAUGGCACACCGAUUUUGGUAACGUACACCGCUGACGAAAAUGGCUUUCAAGCUAGCGGUGCCCAUCUGCCAACGCCACCACCGAUACCAGUAGCGAUACAACGUGCUCUGGCGCAUAAUGCAGCCCACCCCGAAGAGGAAGAGCCUUACAGAAGAUAUUAAAGGACAGUCUCGGAUACUCGCGCCGAGACAGAUUUAAGCAGUACAACAUAGACCAAUGGAAAACUUUUAAAAACCUUGAUACCUUUAAAGAAUGUUCGAGUCGUCUUUUGAUAGAUUAUUUUAGAUUAUGUGAAAAGUCAACUGUGCCCACGAAUAUGCUUUGAAAAUUGUAGAACAAUAACGAGAAUACAGCUGGAAUCAAAGAAACAAAUUUACUUUGAGUAACUUUUAAGUUCGUGCUUUCGCAGUAGAACUAUAAGUGGUACUCGUAUAACAAUGAAACUAGAGAAAUUGAGAAACAUGUAGUCGUUGAUAUUAAAAAAUAAGGACUAUUAUGGUAAUACGAUUGCUUUAUUUAUUUUUGUAUUUCUGUUCUCGCGAUCAAGCAGAAGUAGUUAGAAAGAAUAGUUAGUUAGAUCUAAUUCAAGUUGAUACGAACCUCAAAGAAACCGAUUGGUGCCAAAUGUCAAACUGUUAAAUUACUGUUCUCUAUGUUGUACUGUCAGUUAAUUUAUUGACCAAUGACUGGACCAAUCUUGAAAUCCUGCUACAAAGACUACGAUAUAGUGCUUUGCUUCACUGAUUCUAAUGCGAAGCCUCUACUUUACCGACCGUGCUAGACUUAUACUUUGUGUAUCUUCUAAUCAACUUAGUAGGUACUUUUACUUUCCUUGCAAGUACGGGAAGGAACAUUUAUACUUUUACUUAUUUUAAAACUAAAGACAAGCAUAUGGAAGAGGAGAAAGUGGGAGCGAGAAAAAGAAGAAAAAAUAAAGCGUGGGGUAAGAAUACAGAUGCAUGUACAUAUGUCUCUGUAUCACAGUUUAUAUCAUAUUAUGCCUAACGUUACUAAAAUGUAUAAUAUGUAUGUAUAAAUAUAUAUUCAUACAAAUGUCAUAACAAUUCGUGCAUUCUUCUUUUUA
Hylaeus volcanicus is the source of this 1537-nucleotide messenger RNA. Its product is annotated as endocuticle structural glycoprotein SgAbd-1-like. Gene Ontology annotation, cellular component: chitin-based extracellular matrix. The transcript has 3 exons. The coding region runs from base 198 to 614 and encodes 138 amino acids. Lineage: Eukaryota; Metazoa; Arthropoda; Insecta; Hymenoptera; Colletidae. Gene Ontology annotation, molecular function: structural constituent of chitin-based larval cuticle. The record is from RefSeq and is a predicted model, not a curated record.